CACCUGAGCAGGGGCCGUCGGCUCCAGUCAGCGCCGGGCUUUGUGUGCGAGAGUCGGUGCGUGCGUGUCGGUGUGUGUGUGUGUGUGUUUGUGCGAGCGCUUUCGAUCACCAUGAGAGCCCUUCUGCUCGCGCUCUGUCUCGCCGGUGCCAGCGCCGCCAAGCUCCCCUCGUACCUGGGCCCGCAGUGCUCCCAGUCGGCUCCACCCGCGGAGCUGAGCGCCUGCGCGGAGCAACGCGCCAAGGCUGGCCUGCCGUACCUCGCCAAUGGCGACAAGAAGCUUCGGGUGCCCAGCAUGCGGCCGCUCGUCGUGCCCAAGAUGUCCCUGGCGCAGGGCACCCCCCAGGUCGGGCUCAACGUCACCUGGGAGCCGGCCGAGAUCUGGGGGCUGGACGAGAGCCGCGUCUUCAACAUGAGGAUGAACUACGCCAAGAGAACCAACGAGUUCGACGUCAUCAUUCCCCGCUUCACGCUUGCCGGGCUCUAUAAGUCAAAAGGACGCGUGCUGCUACUGCCUGUGUCGGGCAAUGGAAAAUCUAACGUCACCGUCACUAACCUAAAGGUCCACUACAAGUACGAGUUCCCCAGCAGGAAGGGCGCGGACGGCAAAGAGUACUUCGACAUCGUCAACACCGACAUCGCCAUCACCGGCGCUGAUCACAUGGUCGUGGACUUCGAGAACAUCUUCAACGGCGACCCCGUGAUUGGUCGCCAGAUAAACGUGUUCCUCAACGAGAAUUGGCGCGAGCUAAUCCGAGAGAUGGGCCCCGGCAUGGCGGAGGCGACCGGGCAGGUCGUGCUGCUCGUCGUCAAGGGACUCGCGAACCACGUCCCCGUCAACGAGAUGUUCGCGCCGUGAGGCGCCGGCUUGGCGAGGCACGUCCCCGUCAACAAGAUUGUGCGGGGUCGCGAAAUGGAGGGGGAUCUCCGACAACGCGAUUUUGUCGGUGGGCGGCGCGCGUGGCGCGCCGGUGUCCCCCUGAGUUCGCAAACCUGUUUUGCACACGCCGGAGGAUUUGUGGGAAAUGCGCGAGUCCCACGCGCACCCGUCAAUGCAAGAGCUUCCAGUGCCGUGACGCCCGCGAUGUCUAAAAAUGGGGCAAAGACGACCACCUUAUUGAGCGGAGCACUGGUAAAACAGGUGUGCAAAUAUUGCAAUUUUAAGUGUGUAACUGAUGAUUUUGCACACUACAUGGUGUUUAACUGAGCUGCACACUUAGUAGUGUGCAAAUAUUCAACAUUACUUAUCAAAACGUAAACAAAACGUCUACACCAAUUGACGACCAGUUCAGUUCGACAUCAUGUGUAGUGUUUGGUUUUUGCUCACUUGAUACUGUACAUCAUUUGGUGUGUGCAACUUUCUACUUUUGUUUUACCAGUAAGAGUGAAUUGGAGGCGGGUCCAAACAAAAGUCACAAGACUGCCGGAUGUAACGGACACUCGCCGGCUAGAUCCGGCUCCGACCAAUGUGUAUUUAUUAAGAAAAUGUAGAGGCGGCGUCCCUGGGACGCCUCCGGCUACUCCUACCUCUGUUCCUAUCACUGUACAUAGCUUUAAGCCCUAGGUUAUCAUGUUGUAAGUAAUUUCACGGACUGAUAUGCUCGGGUCUGAGCGGGCAACGUAGUCCUAGUUGUUGGUUUGUCUUCUCCAAUAAAAAGGAAAUGAGAGAAUCGAGA
This is a messenger RNA of Frankliniella occidentalis (western flower thrips), 1675 nucleotides long. RefSeq names its product protein takeout-like. The coding region runs from base 112 to 858 and encodes 248 amino acids. The record is from RefSeq and is a predicted model, not a curated record. Lineage: Eukaryota; Metazoa; Arthropoda; Insecta; Thysanoptera; Thripidae. The transcript has 6 exons.